This is a messenger RNA of Uloborus diversus, 587 nucleotides long. RefSeq names its product transcription initiation factor TFIID subunit 13-like (gene Taf13). Gene Ontology annotation, molecular function: protein heterodimerization activity. The coding region runs from base 132 to 503 and encodes 123 amino acids. The transcript is spliced from 4 exons. Gene Ontology annotation, cellular component: transcription factor TFIID complex. NCBI's taxonomy places the organism in Eukaryota, Metazoa, Arthropoda, Arachnida, Araneae, Uloboridae. Gene Ontology annotation, biological process: transcription by RNA polymerase II. The record is from RefSeq and is a predicted model, not a curated record.
GUUUUCGUGGAUUUUUGUCGUGUUUUUUAAACUAUUGGUGUACUUGAUAUCGUACUGUAUUUAUUAAAAUCUUUAAGACUACUGCAUAAAGCGCCUUUCCUAGUAAAUUAUAUCAUUAAUAUUGUGACAUUAUGGCUGUAAAUAACGAGGAAUAUGAUCAGUUUGAAGAUGAACCUGAAAACCAAGAAUCACAGACUGGUGAUAAGAAAAAGCGACUGUUUUCAAAAGAAUUACGAUGCAUGAUGUAUGGUUUUGGUGAUGACCAGAAUCCUUAUACAGAAUCUGUUGAUUUAUUAGAAGAUCUUGUUAUAGAAUUCAUUACUGAAAUUACACACAAGGCAAUGGAAAUUGGUCGACAAGGAAGGGUACAAGUGGAAGAUAUUGUGUUUUUGGUGCGCAAAGAUCCUCGUAGGUAUGCUCGUGUCAAAGACUUGCUUACUAUGAAUGAAGAGUUAAAGAAAGCAAGAAAAGCUUUUGAUGAAGUUAAAUAUGCAUCUGUCUAACUUGAAGUGCUACUCUUUCAUUCAUUUUAAGUUUGCUGUACAUAAUUUUGUAGUUUGUCAAAUAAUGUUCUGAUUUUUUACUUA